This is a messenger RNA of Saxophila tyrrhenica, 1425 nucleotides long. RefSeq lists its product as uncharacterized. NCBI's taxonomy places the organism in Eukaryota, Fungi, Ascomycota, Dothideomycetes, Mycosphaerellales, Extremaceae. Bases 1 to 1425 code for a protein of 474 amino acids. The transcript is spliced from 3 exons. The record is from RefSeq and is a predicted model, not a curated record.
AUGGCGCCCCUGGUUUCUGCUUCGAGCGCCCUCGCGAAUCUAAAAGCCAGCCUGGCUACAUCAAAAGGCCGUUCAAACAUAGCACCAGCGAACCAAACCGCAGCGCCAGCGAACCGCCGCAUCGCCGCGACGUUUCGAACUCCUACGACCUUCCCACCCACACUCGUUCCCACCGCCCCUCAGACAACUUCUGCACCACCACCGACCGCCUACUCAACACUGGCCACAGCCGAGAGCCCGUUCAUCAAGCCACGGAAGCGCGGAUUUCACCAUCUCGCGAAGAAGGUGCUCGACCGGUAUGCGCAUUUCUCACAAAUCAAAGCCAUUCGGAAGCAUGAUGCGUAUCGCGAGUUCAUUUACAUGCUGGCGACGACGGAUGAUGCGCUUCUAGACGUCAUAAUCCAUGGAAACCUCCAGCUCAAGCAGACGCAAGACGCACGAGUCAAAGACGCGCUCGACUACCUACACCGGCGCGCCCAUCUGCAGCCUGGCAUCUACAUGCUGGAACUGGUCGAUCGCGUCACCAACCAAGCGCCAAGUCCGAACCAGCUCGAGCAGAUCUUGCAGUAUGCUGAUGACUACGUGGAGAAGAGAGACCCGCAAGCUGCCCUGCUAAUCGACCAGUACAAGAAGAAGAAGUGGGCGACGUUGCAGGACAUGAAGAAUGGAGAUCGUGCCUACAUGCUGAACACGAAGCACAGGACCAAGUACAGGGAGAUGAGAGCUGCGAUGAAGAGGCUGUGGGCCAACUACACCGCGGCGGAGAUGGAUCUGCCGAUGCGCCAGCCCAUGCGGGAAGUGGGGUAUUCAAAGGAUUGCGUCGAACGCCUGCAAGACCACUACGCCCAUCGAUCUUCGAACUACCUCAUGGGCUUAUUCGAUGCCAUCUGCCGUGUCUUCGCAUCUCAGCUGGGCGGCGAUUUCACGAUCGUCGACAAGGGUGACAUCAUCUACCUUGCAUGGCGCGAUCAGCAGCCCAUGCUGGCCGAGACGCUGUACACUGCGCUGGCUCAGGCUGAUACCGGUCAUGGUCGAGGGUUUUGCCACGCUGAUCCUGGCGAUACGGCAACCAGCCACUACAAGGAGUCGUCGUUCAAGUGGAGUACAAUGCAGCAAGACGUUCUGACGACCUCGCCAUUCCUCAGAAACAUCAAUGCAGAGUUGCGGAUCAUGAAGAGGCACGAAGACGCCAAGAUCAGGGUGGAAGACCUCCGCCGUCGCAUGCAAGUGAUUGAUGAGAUUGAGCAGAACGCUCCGGCCGGCCACGUCUUCGAUUCCGACGAUGAUAUGGACGACGAGCCACCGCAGCCCGGCAAAGUCGCCAGCGUCGACGAAAUGGUGGAGGAUUUGAAGACGAUGUUCAGGAUGAUUAAUGGGAUGCACUGUUUCGAUGAGGUCUUGGUGGAUCUGGAUCUCGAUGAUUGA